AUGCUCUCUGGAUGGAGUCGUGAGCAGGUCUGGGCGCUCGCUUGGGGUCUCGUGGUCAAUGGGUCUCUGGUGUUUGCUGGACCCUGUGAUAUCUACUCUGCCGGUGGCACCCCUUGUGUUGCAGCCCACGGCACGACUCGUGCCUUGUACAGUUCCUACUCAGGGGCUCUGUAUCAAGUGAAGCGAGCUUCAGAUGGUGCGACGACUGAUAUCGCUCCAUUGUCUGCAGGAGGAGUCGCCAAUGCUGCUGCCCAAGACAAGUUCUGUGCCAGCACAACCUGUGUCAUCAGUGUGAUCUACGAUCAGUCCGGCCAUGGAAACCAUCUCACUCAAGCGCCUCCGGGCGCCUUCAAGGGCCCGGAUGUCAAUGGGUUUGACAACCUCGCCAGUGCAAUUGGCGCGCCUGUGACACUGAACGGACAGAAGGCUUACGGUGUCUUCAUCUCACCAGGCACUGGCUAUAGAAACAACAACGCCAAAAACACUGCCGUGCGUGACGAACCAGAGGGCAUGUACGCUGUCCUUGAUGGCACUCAUUACAACGGCGGUUGCUGCUUCGACUAUGGCAAUGCGGAGACCAGCAGUACCGAUACUGGCAACGGCCACAUGGAAGCCAUCUACUUCGGUGACAACACCGGGUGGGGGUCUGGUGCCGGAAGCGGGCCCUGGGUCAUGGCCGAUCUCGAGAAUGGCUUGUUCUCAGGUCGGAAUGUGAAGCAGAACACAGGGGAUCCAUCCAUCAAUUAUCGAUUCCUCAGUUCCAUCGUCAAGGGCGAGCCAAAUCAAUGGGCGAUCCGUGGUGGUAAUGCGGCGUCCGGCUCGCUGUCAACCUUCUACAGUGGUCCUCGCCCCAAUGCGUCCGGGUACAACCCGAUGAGCAAAGAAGGAGCUAUCAUCCUGGGUAUUGGCGGUGACAACAGUGUCAGUGGCCAAGGAACCUUCUAUGAGGGUGUCAUGACCUCUGGGUAUCCGUCUGAUGCCACAGAGAACGCAGUCCAGGCGAACAUUGUUGCUGCCAGAUAUGCCGUGGCGCCGCUUUCCACCGGGCCAGCUCUCAGCGUGGGCUCGUCGAUUUCACUGCGCGCCACCACGCCGUCUUAUACCGACAGAUACAUCGCUCAUACUGGCUCCACGGUCAACACGCAAGUCGUCUCCUCUUCCAGCUCCACGUCUCUGAAGCAGCAAGCAACCUGGAAGGUCCGCACGGGUCUCGCCAACAGCGAAUGUUAUUCCUUCGAGUCGGUCGACAGCCCCGGCAGCUUCAUCCGUCAUUACAACUUUGCUCUCCUUCUUAACGCGAAUGACGGCACCAAGAUAUUUGGCGAAGACGCCACAUUCUGCACGCAGCCAGGUUUGAACGGACAAGGCGAUACUCUUCGUUCGUGGAGUUACCCUACUCGUUCGUUCCGUCAUUUCAAUAAUGUUCUUUAUGUUGCGAGCAACGGCGGUGUGCAGGACUUUGAUGCCACUGCUUCAUUCAAUAACGACGUCAGCUGGGUGGUGGGUGCUGGAUUCGCAUGA
Penicillium diatomitis is the source of this 1521-nucleotide messenger RNA. RefSeq names its product alpha-L-arabinofuranosidase B. The record is from RefSeq and is a predicted model, not a curated record. The transcript has a single exon. Bases 1 to 1521 code for a protein of 506 amino acids. Gene Ontology annotation, biological process: L-arabinose metabolic process; arabinan metabolic process; pectin catabolic process. Lineage: Eukaryota; Fungi; Ascomycota; Eurotiomycetes; Eurotiales; Aspergillaceae. Gene Ontology annotation, molecular function: alpha-L-arabinofuranosidase activity.